This is a messenger RNA of Sorex araneus (European shrew), 6244 nucleotides long. RefSeq names its product nucleolar protein 4 like (gene NOL4L). The record is from RefSeq and is a predicted model, not a curated record. The transcript is spliced from 11 exons. NCBI's taxonomy places the organism in Eukaryota, Metazoa, Chordata, Mammalia, Eulipotyphla, Soricidae. Bases 108 to 2144 code for a protein of 678 amino acids.
ACAGCCCGGGCCGCGGCGCGCCCCGGCCCGGCCCAGCCCAGCCCCGUGCCGGCACCGGGCGGCCGGACAGCCGGCCCGCCCCCGAGGGCGCCGGGCGCGGCGGGAGGAUGCCGAAGCCGACGCUGCUGCUGCGCGGGGGCUGGGAGCGCGAGCGCAGCCCCGGGGACUCGGAGCUGGGCCGCCAGUUCCGGGACUGGUGCCUGCGCACCUACGGCGACUCGGCCAAAACCAAGACGGUGACACGCAGCAAAUACCAGCGGAUCGCCGAGGUCCUGCAGGGCGGCGGCGGGACCGGCGCGGGCAGCGGCCCCGCGGCCGGCGAGAAAGGCAAGUUCCAGUUCUGGGUGCGCUCCAAGGGCUUCCGCCUGGGCAGCGGCCGGGAACCCAAGAUGGGCCAAGUGGUGUAUGUGCCGGUCAAGACGGGCUCGGGGGCAGAUGGCCUGUCGGAGCCCGAGGGCGUCUCUCUGAAGCGGGUCGCUGUGGUGGAAGAUUUCUUUGACAUCAUCUACUCGAUGCAUGUGGAGAGCUCAGCGGAGCCCGGCAAAGCCCCCAAGCACGCCGGGCAGAAGAAAACCUACCGAGCGAUCGCAGAGACCUACGCCUUCCUCCCACGAGAGGCCGUGACCCGGUUCCUGAUGAGCUGCACGGAAUGUCAGAAGAGGAUGCACUUCAACUCCAACGGCCUGGAGCCCAAAGAAAACGAGCCCACCUCUCCUCUGGUCUCGGGGAUCAUCGACUACAACAUGCCCCUCACCUCCACCUACCUGAAGCAGAUGAAGUUGCGCGUGAUGAAUUCCCAGGAGCAGGAUGAGACUUCUGUGAGCAGCGAGGAUUUUGAUAUGAACGACGCCACAUGGAUGUCAGCUGACCCGCACCUGGCCUCCAGCCUGAGCCCCAGCCAGGACGAGAGGAUGAGGAGCCCGCAGAAUCUCCACAGCCAAGAGGACGACGACUCGUCCUCGGAGAGCGGCAGCGGCAAUGGGUCCUCCACCCUGAACCCCUCGGCGUCCAGCAGCACGCAGGGCGACCCCGCCUUCCCCGAGAUGAACGGCAACGGCACCGUGGCCCCCAUGGACUUCACGGCGGCCGCCGAGGACCAGCCCAUCAACCUGUGCGACAAGCUCCCGCCGUCGGCGCUCGGCACCCCCUCCUACCCCGCGGACGGCUGCGCCGACGGGCUGCGGAGCCGCGUCAAGUACGGCGUGAAGACCACCCCCGAGUCCCCCCCCUAUAGCUCGGGGAGCUACGAUUCCAUCAAGACGGAGGUCAGUGGCUGUCCAGAGGACCUGACGGUGGGCCGGGCUCCCCCUGCGGACGACGAUGACGACGACCAUGACGACCACGAGGACAAUGACAAGAUGAACGACUCGGAAGGCAUGGAUCCCGAGCGCCUCAAGGCCUUCAACAUGUUUGUGCGGCUCUUUGUGGACGAGAACCUGGACCGCAUGGUGCCCAUCUCCAAGCAGCCCAAGGAGAAGAUCCAGGCCAUCAUCGAGUCCUGCAGCCGGCAGUUCCCGGAGUUCCAGGAGCGCGCCCGCAAGCGCAUUCGCACGUACCUCAAGUCCUGCCGGCGCAUGAAGAAGAACGGCAUGGAGAUGACCAGACCCACGCCUCCCCACCUGACCUCGGCCAUGGCAGAGAACAUCCUGGCGGCUGCCUGCGAGAGCGAGACGCGGAAAGCGGCCAAAAGGAUGCGCCUGGAGAUCUACCAGUCCUCACAGGACGAGCCCAUAGCCCUGGACAAGCAGCACGCCCGGGACUCGGCGGCUGUCACCCACUCCACCUACUCACUGCCAGCCUCCGCCUAUUCCCAGGACCCCGUGUAUGCCAACGGCGGCCUCAACUACAGCUACCGCGGCUACGGGGCCCUGGGCAGCAACCUGCAGCCCUCCGCCUCCCUCCAAACAGGAAAUCACAGUAACGGGCCCACGGACCUCAGCAUGAAAGGCGGGGCCUCCACGGCGUCCACCACUCCCACGCCCACGCCCUCCGGCAACAGCACCAGCAGGACGAUGCCCAGCGCCCAGCUCAGCCCCACGGAGAUCAGCGCGGUGCGGCAGCUCAUCGCUGGCUACCGAGAGUCGGCCGCCUUCCUGCUGCGCUCCGCAGACGAACUGGAGAACCUCAUUUUACAACAGAACUGACCCCCCCGGCGCCUGGAGCGCACGACCCUCGGGAAGGAGGCUGUCCUGGCCCCGGUCCCUGCCUCGCCAGUGGGUACAUUGUUUUCUGAAAGAGGUGGGAUCCACACGCUGUUUCUCGCCACACUCCAAGCACCUGAAACUUUGGGCACAAGGACACUUUUUUUUUUUUUUUUUUAAUCUCGCCACACGGGUGCUUCGAUCCUGCUUGGAAGAGGUGGAUGGGGCAGCUUUGGAAGGGCUGGAGUGCCCCCCCGAGCAGCCGCCGGGGCCACAGCUCUCUGUAGAAUCAUCUUCGUGGACCCCGAUGUUAGACUCCCACCCCCCGAUAAUUAUCUUUCAAGUCUUAGGUGAGCAGAAUCGCAUAUUUAUUGAGAAAAACAAAGUGGACCCUUUCUUCCUCGCCCUUUAGUAAUUUAUUUUUCUGAAAAUGGAUUCUUUUGUGUUUGUACAGAUUGCCAGUCUGUGUCUGUCUGAUCAGAAGGAUGUGUCCCUGUGACCUAACAUUCCAUAUCACUACACUGGCGGGGCCUCGGGGCGGGCGGGGCGGGCACAUGCCAGGCUGGCCGGCGCCCCCUCCAAGUGCCCAGCACCACCCAGCAGCAGGACCCUCCCACACCCACUGCAAAGCAGAGAAACAGAAAUGGUCCCCCCGCCCCCCCAGAUGCCCCAGUCCCACGGUCAGCUGUAUUCUACCUCACACUCCAGCGUGGGCUUUUUCCAGGAGGUGCCCCGAGCCUAUUCUGGGUGGCUGCCUGGGAGGUUAGUCGAGAGAGGGGCCCUGACCCUCCCCACAGCCACCUGUGCCCCCCCCGCCCGCCCCCAGCUCGCCCAGUGACUCCCUGGGACAGAGUGCAGGGAGCCCCUGUCCCAGGGAGCCAGAGGGGUGUGCUCCGUCCGGGCCAGGCCCUCCAGCACCUUUUGCGAGCCCCCAGCUGUUGGGCAGCCGCUGGAUAGGAAGGAAGAUGUGAGGCCUAGGGGGAUGGCAGCCCCCCGGCCCUGUGCUCCGCCCACAGGGCGUCCAAAGGAGUGGAGAAGCCACUUGGGAUGCCCUCGGGCCAGGCCUUCUCCCCGAGGGACCAGUCCUGGAACAAACCCUUCUCUCUGGAGUGUGAAUGCGGCAGGCAGGAAGAAAGAGCUGGCUCGGUCCCCUCCGCCCCGACAGGCACUUCCUCUUGCUCAGUGCAAUACCUACCAGUGCUGCUAAAACCAGGGACUCGCCCAGACCUCAGAGGCCCCCGGGGCCUCCCCAUGGAACACUCCGUAGCCAUGGCGGCAGCACCGCUGCCGCCCGCCCCUGCCCCGAGCAGGCAGAAGCCCUGUUGUUGCCUUUCCUCCCUCAGUGCAAGGAGGCCCCCCGGGGAGCCAGGGCCACGUGGACCCCAGGCCAGCCACUGAGAGCCAGUCAGCCCCAGAGCAGGCAACCCCGCCCCCCACCCAGCUCCUCUCUGUCUCUUCUGCCACCCACCGGAGGGGGGCCCUCGUACGGCCGCCCCACACCGCCUCUGAUCCCCGGUGGAGCUGGGGGCUCCAGAGCCAGAAGGGCAAGGGAGGAUGCCUGCCCAGUGCUCGCUUCCGGGCGGAGUCUGGGGUGGCCUUCUCUCCUCUCCAGUGGCCUCUGACACCCCACCCAGCCACACCGCCUCUUGCCUUCCACCGGCCCCCACCCCGCAGGCCUCCAGCAGGGCCAGGACCCCCUUCCCCCUCGCACAGCACAAACCCCAGCGCCCAAGGCUCUGCCACGCCCAGCCAUGCUCUCGCCCAGCCCUCACCUGCUCAGCACUGAUCCCGGAUGUUUGAAUUUGUGUAAAUAUUUAUUUUUGUGUGUGAACAAUACUACAAAGCGAUCAGUCGAUCUUUUGCAAAAUGUUACCCCAGGCAAUUUGUGAAAAUCUUAAUGUUUUAAAAACUGGCAGAGACAAUCGCCGCCUUAGUCGUCUUGAUCUCAAUUGCUCAACAUGUCAUUUUUCUCCCUCCCGGAGGCUGGACCCACGCCAGGCCCAAGCAGUUCAUGUUUCUUAGCAGACAGGAGUCAGGAAGACUGGGGAAGGGGCUCCCGCCACCGCCACCACCCCACGAGGGAUUGGAUCUAAAGAUCAGUCUUGCGCUACCGUUUGAAGUCGAUUUUUUGUGUUUUUUUUUUUACCUGAGUUCAAGCCGUCCUAAAAGGCCCCCGUCGGCGCUGCGCUCGGUGUAGUCGCAUCAGUGUGUUUCCAAGAGAAAGGAAAGACAGAGUGCUGACAUUCUUUGGGGCUCCCAGCCGCCCCUCCGGGACAGCCGAUUCAGGCACGCUGACGCCCCCCUCUUGCGGUGGGGCUCCUUUCCCGCUACCCAGUGCAGCUCUGCGAAGGGCAGAAUCAGGAGCACAUUACUGUGUGGAAACAGGACACCCCCCCCCCCCCCAUUAGCUAGUUCAGUCAGGGAACUUGUUCUGUUUUGCUUUUGCUUGAAAACAUGCAGCUUGCACCCUUCUCGCACAUCCUGACCCGGAGAGUAGCACCCACGAUCUGUUCUGCUGAACCCGGCUUCCCUCCCCUAAUCGCCUCCCCACCCCCCAGCCCGGCCAUCUCCGGAGCCUCUCUCCCUCGGCCAACUGUGCACGGAGGCCCUUGGGGCAUAAGCGUCCAGGACCCUAAGUUAGAGACUGAGUACUUGGCAGGGGGCUGAGCCAACUUAGAGAGGGAUCUAAGUCUCUGUGUGGGUCUUCUCAAAUCCAUCACCACGCCUACAAAGGGACCAUUUAUACCCACGGACAGUGUUGAGGGCAGGCAGGCAGGCAGGGAUCAGGACGGGUGACCGGGACUUGCAAACAGGUGGAGCCCAGGCCACCCUAUUCCCCAGGGCCACUCCAGGGGCCGCCAUGGGAUUAACUACCAGUUCAUUCUCAAAAUGCUGCUUUGAACUCAGAGGGUUGAUACUUUUAAUUUGUAAUUUUUUGUAAAACUUUUUACAAGAUAGUAAAGUAUUUCAUCAGAAUACCGGUUUCAAUCCGUCCAUGGUCUGAUUUUUAUAUAAUUUAGUGGUGCUUUAGAGACUUUGUUUUUGUUGUUUCUGAGCUAAACAGCUCAACCCUUUUCCACCUGUAUCUACCUAAGACCAAUGUGAACCUUUGUAUUUUUGCUCCUAAUUUUGGACUCAGUGAAAGUGUACUGUUUACAUGUACAGAUGCCCCCGUCCCCUGUGUGUCCCGCAAGACUCUCGAGGAGGAAGGCGCACCUCACUAAGCUCCUCUGCUUAGCAAAGCCACAAAACAAAAACCUCUCACUUUUUACCUAUGUUUCCACCUAAAAAACAAAACAAAACAAAAAACAAAAACAAAAUAACCCUCACCACAGAGAAUUCAGAUUUGCCGAACACUCUUGUAAGCUCCGCACAGCUGCGGUCCCCAGAGGAGCCGGCCACCGGCACGGACACAAGCGGUCGAUGCCGACUUGGCUGCAGAGCUGAGGGAUGGCGAGGGGGCAGACCUCCCCGCAGCCCGGCAAUGGGGAGGAUGAGAUGACCCCCAAGACCUUCAGGGGUCAGACCCACCCAUGAUUCGGGGACACGGAGAGUGCCGGUGUCCCGAGAGCCGAGACUGGGCAGUGCAGAGGGCACGGCUCCUGGGGUGGGGUAGAGGGCUGCAGACGGUGAGCAUAUGGCACUUACAGCAAACAGGGGAUGGCACCCACUUUCAAAGGUGAAUCUUUAUUACCGAAUCAAUGGCUUCACCUCUAAAGGGUAGUUUUACAGACAUGCACCUAUGCAACUUCACGUGGCUCUUCUAAGCAGGCGAGGACUUCCUCCUCAACGCUCUAUAAAAAUUUGUGUUCUAUAUAGUGAGUUUUUCCAGUAAAUGUGGCUUAAUAUUUUAAUUCUUAGAAUGUGUCUUCUCUAUGUGAUGCAACUAAAUUCUGUUUUGUUUGUGGAAUGACUAGCACAGGCCAACUCCCUCUCCCCCUCACUUAACAAAAGACCAAUGAGCUGUUGAUCGAGCUGUUUAUCUCCAUGGUAUUACUUGCUAAAUGCACUGAUUUCAUAAGUAUGUGGAAUCCUUUUUCUUUUGAAUCUGUAUAUCAUAUAUAAGACUGAAUCUACUUAAUAAACACUGAAUAACAAACCAA